CAUUAUACACGUGAAAUUGUUUUGGUGAAGUGGUAAAUUAGUUUUAUAUUAAAGUAUUUUAUCAAAUCGUAGUUAAUAGUCUAUUGAAAUGGAAACUAUAAGUCUUAAACAGCGUUUCCUUGAGGAUAAUUUGCAGUACAAAGAAAUAAAAGCAAGCGCUGAAAUAACCACAAUCGGUCAAUUUCAAGACAUCGAUGAAAUUGAAGAUGAGAUUUGGGUCCUACAAUGUCCGAAAGGAUAUAAUAUAGAAGAAAAUUUGCAAAAUCAAAAGUUGAAGCUCCCUGGUCGUACCAAUUUUAAUUCAGCAGAAGCUGUAGCAGUAGAAUAUGCUGAACCGGAGACACGUGCCUUUGGCUACUGCAAUCGCAAAGGCCGUUAUUCCCUGCGACUGUUACCAGUAAUGGGAAGUAUUUUGCUUCGCGAUCGUUUAAAAGCGUCUGAAGCGGUGACAUUAGAAAAUGCUGAAGCUUUAUGCCCACCGCAAAGUCGCGUUCCAUUCCCUGACAUGAUUAAGGUUCGUCAUCCAUUGCAUGGCCACCAAUUCGACAAAAGCUUACGAAUAAACAAAUCCAUAGCAGAACGUUUAAAAAAGGCGGAUGAGAUAUCGGCGAAAUUAACGUAUGAGGCGGCUUUAAAUAGGGCAAGUGUGAAAUCUCAAAAUAGCAAGUUGUCCAUUCAGAAGCAAAAAUCGAAACCCAUUUCUGCCGUAAAUGAAAUUAACUUAACUGAUGACGAUGACGUUGAAUUUAUCGGUGAAGUAAAGCCAAAGAAAAAGGAAAAUAAACGAAAGCGGAACGAUAGCACAAUAGUAGAAGGACAAUCGACAGCGGUGAUUCCAAAGAAGAAGAAAAAAGCAAAUAAGGGUGAAGAAGUCGCAAAAGAAUUACAAUGGCUUCAAAAUAUAUAGAUUAUACUUUACUUUUAUUAAAAUAAAUUCUUUUGUUAAAAUAAAAA
This is a messenger RNA of Bactrocera tryoni, 954 nucleotides long. RefSeq lists its product as uncharacterized. The record is from RefSeq and is a predicted model, not a curated record. Bases 89 to 907 code for a protein of 272 amino acids. The transcript has a single exon. NCBI's taxonomy places the organism in Eukaryota, Metazoa, Arthropoda, Insecta, Diptera, Tephritidae.